AUGUCACGAACUAGUCUUACCCAAAAUAGAUUUUCUCUGGGAUUUUUGCAGCAGAGUUUUGAGGGAUGCAAGAAUCCAAUGAUUAUUUAUGGUCCGGACAGUGGUUCUGUAAUUGCAUGGAACCAAGCUGAAAAUAUAGUUGUCCAAAGCACAUUACCAGACGCAUUCCUUCUUCACCCAUACAAUUAUACAUCCCAAUGCUUGUCAGCUCCUUUAGAUCCAAAAGAUCCGAUUACUGUUGCUUCUUGUCGACCUACUUCCGACGCUGGGUUUAUGAUUAUUGCAUGGAAUAUACUCUAUGGAGCUCCAAUGACCACCACUGCUACGAAGGAUAAUUCUGAUGAAUUAUGA
This is a messenger RNA of Ambispora gerdemannii, 351 nucleotides long. Lineage: Eukaryota; Fungi; Glomeromycota; Glomeromycetes; Archaeosporales; Ambisporaceae. The record is from the annotation of a GenBank genome assembly.